Trifolium pratense (red clover) is the source of this 1565-nucleotide messenger RNA. RefSeq names its product phenylacetaldehyde reductase-like. NCBI's taxonomy places the organism in Eukaryota, Viridiplantae, Streptophyta, Magnoliopsida, Fabales, Fabaceae. Bases 521 to 1498 code for a protein of 325 amino acids. Gene Ontology annotation, molecular function: oxidoreductase activity, acting on the CH-OH group of donors, NAD or NADP as acceptor. The transcript is spliced from 6 exons. The record is from RefSeq and is a predicted model, not a curated record.
GGUUGGUGAGAUAGGUUGGUUGGUGAGGCAUAGUGCAUACAAGUCAUAAUUUAUUAUCCAUGACUUCAAGUCUUACAUUAUGCGGGAAAUAUUAUUUUAAGUUAUAUAGAUAAACUAUAAAUUAGGAUAAUUUUGGGUUCUAUAUACUGUGGUUUAAAGUAGGAUCUCAUGAAACAUCAAACAACAGUGAUUAAUAGUUAUAGUACUUUCCUUUCUUUUCUUUUUUUAAUAGAAAUUUUGUGAUUUUUUCAAUAUAAUUUUGUUGGUUGAUUUUUUUGAAUAGAAAUUUUUAGAUUUGUUGCUGUUCUUUUUUAUAUACAUACAUAUUGUAUUAGCAAUAAUCUCAUAUAUUAUUUAUUGUUUAGCUGAAUUAUCAUGAUUAAUUUUUUUCUUUUUCAAUGAGGCAUAACUUUUUUAGCCCCCACCAAUUAUUUGUGUUUGGGUCCGCCCUGAUGUAUAUGUGCCUUAAGUAUUAACCAUCUAUCUAUUCAAUCAUUUGUAAGAAAAGGAAAUUUAGAGGAUGAAGAACGGUGAAGGCAAAGUAGUGUGUGUAACUGGUGCUUCCGGUUAUAUUGCUUCAUGGCUUGUCAAAUUUCUCCUUCAACGUGGUUACACUGUUAGAGCCACUGUUCGUGAUCCAAGUAAUCCUAAUAAGGUUGAUCACUUGCUUAAACUUGAUGGUGCAAAGGAAAGAUUGCAAUUCUUUAAGGCAGAUUUACUAGAAGAAGGUUCAUUUGACUCUGUUAUUCAAGGAUGUCAUGGUGUCUUUCACACUGCUUCACCUGUUCAUUUCGUUUUCGACGACCCUCAGACACAAUUAAUUGAUCCUGCCGUGAAAGGAACUCUUAAUGUUCUUAAGUCAUGUGCGAAAUCACCAUCCGUGAAACGAGUUGUUUUAACUUCUUCCAUUGCCGCGUCUUUAUAUAAUGGAAAACCUCGAACUCCAGAAGUUGUAGUUGAUGAGACAUGGUUUUCAAAUUCAGAUUUCUUAAGAGAAAAUAAGAUGUGGUAUCAAUUUGCAAAGACUUCAGCUGAGGAAGCUGCCACAAAAUUUCUAACAGAAAACAACAUUGACUAUGUUGUUAUGAAUCCAGCAGUGUCGAUAGGGCCUCUCUUGCAACCUGAAAUUAAUGAAACUUCCACUUUACUUCUUGACUUAAUAAAUGGUUCAGAAACAUUUAUGAAUGCUGCUUUUGGAUGGAUCAAUGUGAAAAAUGUUGCAAACGCUCAUAUUCAGGCAUACGAGGAUGCUUCGGCUAGCGGAAGAUAUUGUUUGUGUGAAAGAGUGAUACAUUUCUCCGAUCUUUCAAAAAUUUUGAGGCACAUGUACCCGACAUUACAAAUUCCAGAUAAGUGUGCAGACGAUAAACCUUUGAUGCAAACAUUUCAAGUUUCGAAAGAAAAGGCAAAGAAAUUAGGAAUUGAAUUUAUUCCACUGGAAGUGAGCCUCAAAGAGAUCAUAGAAAGUUUCAAAGAAAAAAAGUUUGUUAACUUCUAAUUUGUGAUACUUCGUUUAGGAAAAUAAGUUGUUAAUCGUAAUGAAGAUUUGUUUUGUUUGCUGCUAA